CACAAUGGCACCAAUCAAAGAAAACACUGAUCAUAAUAACAAUAAUCUGUAUUCUAUGAUCAGAUAAGUUGACCACACUAGGUCCACUUGGGCUCUUAGAGUAAGGGUGGUAAGAGCUUAUGAAGUUCCCUCUCAUGCCAAGGGAGGCACCAUAAUGGAAGUUGUUUUUCAUGAUGAGGAUGGUGACCGUAUACAUGCAAUCAUUAAGAGGCCGCUCAUGCAUCUGUAAAAAACUACACUGGUGGAAAAUAAAUGUUUUAGGAUCAAGAACUUCUUGGUUUUUGAUAACUACUACAACUAUAAAACCACAGAGCACCCCUACCUUUUGGAGUUUUACAAAAAAAACUACAGUCUAUGACCUUCGUGAAGAAACUUUUCCGAAUAAAGUGUAUAAUUUCCACCAAUUUGAUGCACUGCAGAGCCUCAGGAUUGUUAACGACAAAUUGUUAAUAGGGGAAAUCGCAUUGGAUGCACAUUGUGGAAUCACUACUGCAAGCAGUUCACUGAUUUUUAUGAUGUGCACAAGGAUGAAGCAAUUUACAUCAUUCUACAAAUGGGGAGACCGAGACGCUAUCAAGGUAAACUUUAUACAAUACAUUUAAUGUGGAGUUUUUACAAGACCACUGCGGGCUAAUGAAAGUUUGUAAAUUUUUAAGGUCAAGUUUUUGUUGGUACGUCUUAUGAUGUUUCUAAGUUGAUAAUGAAUGGAUCUACUCCAGAAUUUGAUGACUUCAAAGCGCAGUGAGUGUUUCUUGAAUGCUUAUUUGAACUUCAAAUCCUUAUGAAGUUCCUAAAAAUAAUAAUAAUCUAUUGUAUUGGAAUCAUGUAAUAGAAAUAGUUUAUUGUAUUGGAAUCAUGUAAUAGAAAUAGUUUAUUGUAUUGGAAUCAUGUAAUCGAGGGCAUGUUGGUAUUUAAUCGACUUUGUGGACAUAAAAUGUUGACUCUAAUGUUCACAA
This is a messenger RNA of Cuscuta europaea, 956 nucleotides long. NCBI's taxonomy places the organism in Eukaryota, Viridiplantae, Streptophyta, Magnoliopsida, Solanales, Convolvulaceae. The record is from the annotation of a GenBank genome assembly.